GUAUGUCAUGGAUAAUUUGACUAUAAGAUGAAUGACUCAUCUCGAACAACUCCGGAAGAUAUAUUCAGUCCAGAUGUCAAAGACACUUCCAUGUUCAAUAUCUCCUCAUCAGAGGACGAUGAAAAUGAAUCUAAUGAUGAUAUAAAGCAAUCACCAUCAAAGACUAAAUCACCACAACAAAGCAUUAAAAAGGGUAAAAGCGCAUCGUUUGUUAACCCAGUGAGAGAUAAACUGUUUAAGCACAGAAUAGUGGAUGAUGAUUUAGGCAAACAAAUAGAGAAAUCAGAUCGCAUUUUAUCGGAAAUUAAUAAAAUAUUUGAAGAAUCUAUAGCAACACCAGAACUCCAAAGAGUUAGUGGCAAUAUUGAAUCAGAAGAUAUAGAUUUUGAUGCUAUAGAAAAUGCACUAUUUAGCGAUGAUCCACCAUCAAAUAGUGGCAAAAAGUCAAAAAGUAAAGAUAUCGCAAAAAACACAAUUGUUGAGGGUAAGAGGAAAAGACGAAAGCCUAAACGAUAUGGGCUUGAUGAUGGAGAUGGUAUGGAUUUACUGUUAGAUGAUGAUGACAUAGAUAUAUCUCAUUCCAACGAGGACCAAACAUAUAUGCCAAAGCUAAGAACGCGACUGAAUAGAAGGAAAAUAAUAGAUGAUGACGUGUUCGAACUUCCAGAUGGGACAUCGAACCUCCAUCAAAGUAUACCAGUGAAAACUACAAGAGAAAGGAAAACAACCAGAAAACGAAAUACGGCUAAAAAGGACAAUGGUAAGGUUAUAUACCUUGAAGUGUCCCACGUAAACCAAGGUAGCUUGGAUCCUAAUCUUCAAUAUACAUUGAAUGGUCAUACGGCAGCAAAUUCGACAUCUAUCAAUCUGGAUAAACCUACAGGCAUUGAUGACACCACGAACCAAGAUGAUGUUGAUAAAACGUUCUGUCUCAAAUUUACAAUACUAGAUGAAAAUCGUUCCAUUAUCAAAGACAGUAGACUGGAAAAGGUAUAUGUAAGACAAAAUGAAACUAUUGGUGGUUUGGCAGCUAAAUUUGGAAAAAUGUACAAUUUGGAUGAAUGCAAAUACAAUGAUAUCCAGGUAUACAUCGAUGGAGACCCGCAACCACAUCAUAUGAUAAUAGGAUACCCAUUGCUAGGAGUGGAAGAUGAAAUGCAAAUUGAUGUUCGAUUCCCUGCUAAACCCCUAGAUAUACCUAGCUACAUCCAGGAGGAACCAAAAGAAAUACCAGAGGAAAACCCAGUGGAACUACAAACCGAUGACAAUGAUCCUGACUGUGAAGUGCUAUUCACAACCGAAUUGGCCGGCGUUACACAUAAUCAGGAAUCCACACCAAAUGAUAUAGAAGUUAUAGAAAUUGAUUAAUU
Babesia bovis T2Bo is the source of this 1370-nucleotide messenger RNA. RefSeq lists its product as uncharacterized. Bases 28 to 1368 code for a protein of 446 amino acids. Lineage: Eukaryota; Apicomplexa; Aconoidasida; Piroplasmida; Babesiidae. The record is from RefSeq and is a predicted model, not a curated record. The transcript is spliced from 2 exons.